Molecule: messenger RNA, 2729 nt
Organism: Rhincodon typus (whale shark)
Lineage: Eukaryota; Metazoa; Chordata; Chondrichthyes; Orectolobiformes; Rhincodontidae
Gene: cdca5
Product: cell division cycle associated 5
Exons: 6
Coding region: 62-847 (261 amino acids)
Source: RefSeq, a predicted model, not a curated record
UCAGAGUGGAGGCGGGUAUUUUGAAGGUGGUUUCCGUUGGUGGGCGCGGGCCCUGGCGGUAAUGGCGGAGACAGAGAGAAGAUCUGGAGGGAGCUCGGCUCGGAAUCCCGAUUUACAUCCACCAGCCAGGAGAAAGUCUGCCAGAUUGUCAGCGACACAGAAUGAAGAAAGCUCAGCUCCAGUGGUCAAACGUUCAAUUGUUCUGAAAAAGAUCGAACCCCAGAAAAACGUGCUUGCCAAAUCUAUCAUCGCAACACCAAGACGCAGCCCCCGAAUUUCCCCGAACACCACGAAGGAAAAUGUUGGCGGAGAUUUGGCGAGCAUGCCCGGUGAUGAGGUCGCACAGGUUAGCCCCUUGCCCCCCGGCUCAGCCAGCCCGUACCCCUCGGCCGAGGCGGUGGACGCAGAGAGAAGCGCGCUGAUGUCCCAGAAGGUGCGGCGCUCGUACAGCCGCCUCAGUUCGCACGGCAUCCACGCCGAUGGCAGCUUCGUGGCUUCCCCGGGCUCGGCCGGCGAGGCUUCGGACACCUCCACGCCCAACCAGUUGGCGGCAGCGGGCUCCCGCAGAUCGUUCUUCGGCUUCGACAGGCUCCUGGCCGGCGACGCUGUGCCGGGGAUCUCGCCAGUGAAACGCCUGACCCCCAAGGAGAAGCCUGCGGAGCUGCCCGGCCGUGCCGCCGGCUCCCUCGUGCCGCUGGAUGUCAACAUCCCUGGCGUCGCCGUGGCCAAGGAGAGGAAGAAGAAACGCAGAGUCCCCCAGUUCGAGAUGUCCGCGUUGGACGAGUGGGCUGCUCAGAUGAACGCUAGUUUCGAAGAAGCGGAACGCUUUGACCUGGUUGUGGAGUGAUCAGAAGGGGAGCCAUUCUCUUCCUGAGCUUGCAAAAACACUUAUUUCCAGAUGGGUUCAAAAUAGCACGAGCUUCCACAUACAGGACUAUCCGAGAAGCGUCUAACUCUCUACCAGUACUUGUAGAAAUGUAGAAGGCAGAGGAGCCUGUAUUCAUCCUACAGUGAAUUACUGCAGCUCUUUUGAGGGAUGUGUCUGUACCCCUGUCCCCUUGGAACCUUGCCAUUUGUACAAACGCUUAUCAACGUAGAAUCUCCACUUGCUGCCAGCUGCUACUCACUGAUGCUGGCCACCACCAUUGCAGAUUGCUGGUCGGAGCAUGGUUUAGGCUUUGGUGAGCUCUACAAAUGUGUCUGUCUCUCGCUGGGCAUUUACGGCUUGACCGAUUUUGACACAAGCGCAGCGUCCUCCUGGAACCAGUCGACAGCUUGGGUCAAAUGGUUAUUUUCACAACUGCUAAUCUGGCACGCAAAGCUCAAAAAUGGCCUGGCACAGUACCAUGUCUGGUGAGAUAGGGUAAUGGUUUUGAGUCAGGGGCGAGGUUGGGAGUGGGAGUGCCUAGACCAUAGUCAUUAACCUGUCACUUCACUUUUCUGCCUACUUGCUGCCUGUUUUUUUUUAAAUAUACAAUUUGUGUUUGUACAUUUUGAUAGCUUGACCUUUGAAAGGUGAAACCUCAGAAAAAUGAUCAGAUGUCAUUACUUUUAAAAAAGAACACAGCAUUAUGUAUUUUUACGAUGCUAAUCCGUAAUCGAAGCCAGAAACUCUGCCAGUACAAUCUGAACGUUUUAUAGUCCCUCUUGAAGUGUGGAACUGAAUUCUUUCUUUGCUGAUUCAAAGGUGGUUUGAAGGAUCCGAAUCUGAAUGCUACUGACCCUUGGGUUGGUUUUUUUUAAUAUAGUCGACAAACUGUUCCCACCCUGACGAUACCCGCCAACUUGCUGGAUGUGGCUUCAAUUAUGUGUGAGGGGAGCCUGCGUGAUUAUGUUUGAGCAUGUUUCCAUUUCCUCUCCAACCAGGGCUCAAUACCAUUGGGUGUUGGGCCCAGCUGCCUGGCCCCAUCCCCCUGCCCCAGUGUAGCUGUGAGCCAACUGAAGCUUAUCAGAAACCUGCUACAUGAUAGCCUGAUAAACAGUGAGCAAAACAUUACGCUGGGUAAAUAUUAUCAGCAUCGUGUUAUUCAGUAUCAACUAAAUAAAGCAUAAUGUUCACUGUGUCCUGUUCCCUCUAAAGCAGUCUUGUUGUGUUUGAAAAGGAAAUUGUGUUUUCAUUCGGAUUUCAGUGAAGCUGAGAGAAGUGUCAGCAAUGCUCAUGUUAAUAGAACCUUGAAACCCACGCCCAGCAGCAGAAACAUUCAUCUCAUCUUCCCAAAUUAAAUGGUUUUCUGGAGCUUGUUCCAGCAAAAUGCAGGUGUUUCCAGUUCUGCUGGUGGAGCAAGGGGUUAGCAAUUUCAGUGGGUGAAUUAAUAUCUCAAUAUCUGCUCACCUUGAGCUCUGGGAUUGCAUGCUAACAAUUGAAUGUGUGACCGCUAAAUCCUCUUUCUCAAAUAAAUGCUGUACGGUCCACACUGAUUCCUUCUAAAUCAAAUGCGGUAUUAAACUUUUUCUUUAAGUACAUUUUAUAACAGAAGUGAACUUUUUCUGGCCACUAAGGUAAAACAACUAAACUCUGCAGCAAUUAGACAUAAUUGCUUCUUUAGCAAACUGGUUCCAAGAAAGUAGAUAGGGCCACUUUGUUUCUAUUUUAAUAACUCGAUGUUCACUUACUUUGUGUAGGUAUAGAAAUAGCCACACACAUCAGACAUCUCGCUGGUGGCAUUUUGGUCUGUUAUUGUAUAUGUUAGUUAAGGAGGUAAUAAACUGAAUCAAAAGGCUUUGUUUUU